Messenger RNA from Penicilliopsis zonata CBS 506.65, 2229 nucleotides. RefSeq lists its product as hypothetical. The record is from RefSeq and is a predicted model, not a curated record. Gene Ontology annotation, biological process: translational initiation. Gene Ontology annotation, cellular component: eukaryotic translation initiation factor 3 complex. Lineage: Eukaryota; Fungi; Ascomycota; Eurotiomycetes; Eurotiales; Aspergillaceae. Bases 1 to 2229 code for a protein of 742 amino acids. The transcript is spliced from 4 exons. Gene Ontology annotation, molecular function: translation initiation factor activity; translation initiation factor binding; RNA binding.
AUGGCGCCCAGUUUCGACAACCUUUCCGAGCAGGACCUCCACGAGGAGGAGGAGGAGGAAGAGAUUGAUUUCUCUGAUCUCAAGGAGCAGUACGAGGUCAAACUUGAGGAGGGUCUGGAUACAUUUGUUGUGAUCGAUGGGCUGCCGGUCGUGCCCGGGGACAGCAGGCAGAAGCUCGUCAAAUUCUUGUUGAGGAAACUCACCAGUGUCGGCAACACCUCCGAAGAUGCGAUUUUCAUGCCCCUCAACGAUCAGAAUAUGUCCGAAGGAUUUGCCUUUGUUGAAUAUGACACCCCCGAACAAGCCGUUGCCGCCGUCAAGGCCCUCCACGGCACCCCCCUCGAUAAGAAGCACACACUGUCCGUCAACAAGCUGAUGGAUAUCGACCGGUAUGGCCGCGAGGGACGGGUCGAUGAGGAGUACAAGCCCCCUGCUGUGGAGCCAUUCAAAGAGAAGGAACACCUGCGCUCGUGGUUGGCGGACCCCAACGCUCGGGACCAGUUCGCUCUCUACCGUGGCGACAAGGUCGGUGUGUUCUGGAACAACAAGAGCAACGACCCGGAGAACGUGGUUGAUCGCGCCCACUGGACACAGCUCUUUGUGCAGUGGUCCCCGAAGGGCUCCUAUCUCGCAUCCGUCCACCCCCAGGGUGUUCAACUCUGGGGCGGUUCGGCUUUCUCAAAACAGAAGCAGUUCCCCCAUCCGUUCGUCCAGCUGAUUGAGUUCUCUCCCGGUGAGAACUACCUCACCACCUGGUCGGCACGACCUAUCCAGGUGGAAGAGGGCCAACCCAUCCUGACCUACGAGGAGGAUGGUAAGAACCUUAUCAUCUGGGACAUCACCACCGGCAAGCCCUUACGUUCUUUUGUGUCUCACGAUCUCGCUUCCGCACCUGCCGACGCCGCGGCGGAGAAGAAGAAGGUUCAGUGGCCCGCUUUCAAGUGGUCGGCUGAUGAGAAGUACGUUGCCAGAAUGCUCCAACACCAGUCUAUCUCCAUCUACGAGCUGCCCCGGAUGAAUCUGUUGGGCAAGACCUCGGUUAAGGUGGAGGGCGUGAUGGACUUUGAAUGGUCACCCGCCACCCCGAGCCGGGAGGGCGUCAAGCAGUACGAGCAGCUUCUCUGCUUCUGGACCCCUGAGAUCGGCAGCAACCCCGCCCGAGUGGCCAUGAUGAGCGUGCCGUCCAAGGAGAUUGUCCGAACCCGGAAUCUGUUCAACGUCUCCGACGUCAAGCUGCACUGGCAGUCGCAGGGUACCUAUGUCUGUGUGAAGGUGGAUCGCCACUCCAAGUCCAAGAAAUCCAUGGCGACCAACCUGGAGAUCUUCCGCGUCAGGGAGAAGGGCGUACCUGUUGAGGUUGUUGACAGCUUGAAGGAUACGGUGAUCAACUUUGCCUGGGAGCCCAACGGGGACCGUUUCGUCCUCAUCACCAACGGUGAAGCCCCCUCCGGCAGCGCCGUCCCGCCCAAGACGGCCGUCUCCUUCUUUGCUCCCGAGAAGAAGGGUCACCACCUUGGCAACUUCAAGUUGAUACGCACCAUCGAGAAGAAGACGAGCAACGCCAUCUACUGGUCGCCCAAGGGCCGUUUCGUCGUGGUGGCGACCGUUCACUCGCAGAGCAGCUUCGACCUCGACUUCUGGGACAUGGACUUUGAAGGCGAGAAGCCCGGGUCGGAGAAGGACCUGGCAGCCAACCUCCAGCUGAUGAAGACGGUUGAGCACUACGGUGUCACUGACAUUGACUGGGAUCCCACUGGCCGCUACGUAGUCAGCAGUGCUAGUGUGUGGACACACUCGAUGGAAAACGGUUGGAAUAUCCACACGUUCGCCGGUACCACCCUCGGUGAGCACCCGACAGAGAAGUUCAAGCAGUUCGUUUGGCGCCCUCGCCCGGUCACCUUCCUCAGCAAGGAGGAGCAGAAGCAGGUCCGCCGCAACCUCCGCGAGUACUCCAAGGAGUUCGAUGAGGAGGACAAGUACGCCGUCGACAUUGCCAACACCGCCGUGGUCGAGACUCGCAAGCGGGUACUCAGCGAAUGGACUGCCUGGAUCCGCCUCGAGAAGGAACUGCUUGCCGAGGACAAGGACAUCCUCGGUCUCCCCGAGGAGGCCGACGAAGCCAAGCUGGCCCAGGACGCGAGUGCCGUGUCCGCGCCGGCCGAGGGCGACACCGUGGUGGAGGAGAUUGUGGAGGAGAUCAUCGAAGAAACAGAAGAGGUUAUCAACUGA